GUCCCUGCCAUUUUUAUUGUCACUGGUAAAUUACUACACUUUUCUUUUGUUUUUCACCCUAUCAAUUCUUGCUUACCCAAAACUCCACCACCUAUGUGAGCUCCGCAUAGUUAGUUCUACGUCUCGAUAAAGGAGAAAAGUUACGGUGUAGGCAUUCAGCAAGAGAGUAAAUUCUAUAAAUUGUCACAAAUUUUAUUGACCUGCAAUCAUGAGUGGCAAAAUGUCAGGACCUCUUGAACGACCAGUCAGGCCAAGUAUGGAAAAUAUUGAUAUUGAAAACACUGAGGAGGAGAGGAAGCCAAGGCUUGGGUCAUUCAAGAAAAAGGCACUUAAUGCCUCCAACAAAUUCAGACAGUCUCUUAAAAAAACUGGCCGGAGAAACAGUAGAGUCAUGUCUGUUGUCUUCGAGGAUGAACAUGACGCUGAGGAAUCAAAGGCAGUUGAUGCCUUCCGUCAAGCACUUAUCCUGGAGGAAUUACUUCCUGCUAAACAUGAUGAUUAUCAUAUGAUGCUGAGGUUUUUGAAGGCCAGAAAAUUUGAAUUAGAGAAAGCAAAGCAGAUGUGGUCUGAUAUGCUUAAUUGGAGGAAGGAAUUUGGUGCAGACACUAUCAUGGAGGACUUUGAGUUCAAGGAAAAAGAGGAGGUCGUCAAGUACUAUCCUCAAGGGCAUCACGGAGUUGACAAAGAUGGAAGACCAGUAUAUAUCGAAAGAAUUGGUCAAGUAGAUUCUACCAAGCUCUUGCAAGUCACAACAAUGGACCGUUAUCUCAAGUACCACGUGCAAGAGUUCGAGAGGACUUUCAAUGACAAAUUGCCAGCUUGCUCCAUUGCAGCCAAAAAGCAUAUUGAUACAAGCACAACUAUUUUGGAUGUACAAGGAGUGGGACUUAAGAAUUUCAACAAAUCAGCAAGGGACCUCCUUCAAUGCAUCCAAGGGAUUGAUGGUAACAAUUAUCCUGAGAGCUUGUGUCGUAUGUAUAUCAUCAAUGCUGGUUCUGGAUUCAGGCUUUUGUGGAACUCUGUCAAGUCAUUCCUUGACCCAAAGACGACUGCAAAGAUCAACGUUCUUGGUAACAAGUACCAGAGCAAAUUGCUUGAAAUAAUUGAUGCCAGUGAACUUCCAGAAUUCUUAGGUGGUACAUGUACUUGUGCUGAAAAAGGAGGAUGUAUGGUUUCUGAUAAAGGCCCGUGGAAUGAUCCAGAAAUAAUGAAGAUGGUUCACAGUGGCAUGCAUAAAUGCUCAAAGAAAAGUGCCAGUCCAGCAGUUGAUGAGAAAACAAUUUCCGAGGAUGGCAAUGCCAUUCCGAAGGAAGCAAAGAAGAGCAAUUCCAUUAAAAUGAGAACUGCCUCUUCCAAAGUCCAAAGGGAUCAUGUAUCUCAUAUGCAGCUCUCCACUGUCCAUGAGGAAGUUGAAGUAAAGAAAAACCUCCCUAGUGCAUAUGAUUCUGAUAAGUGCAUCCCUGUGGUGGACAAAGUAAUUGAUUCAACUAUGCCUAAAGCUACAAAAGCCGACAACUAUGCCAUUGCAAAAGCUUCAGAUUUCUUACCAAUGCACGAUAUUUCUAAGUCACCCGAAGGAUUUAGCAACCACCUUUUCACUGGAGUGAUGACAUUCGUGAUGGGGGUCGUGACAAUGGUCCGAAUGACACGCAAUAUGCCAAGAAAGCUUACGGAUUCGACCCUCUUGUCAGGUUCCCUAAAGGGCGUUGACAUGGUUAAACCACAAGCUCAAGAAUAUCGGUUGAAUGGACCUGCCAUCUCGAAUAAUGAGUACUUUAGCAUGAUGAAACGGAUGGGAGAGCUCGAGGAGAAGGUCAUUACUCUUAGCAACAAGCCUAGUGCCUUACCACCUGAGAAAGAGGAAAUGCUCAACAAUGUCAUGAGUCAUGUUGAUAAAUUGGAACAAGAGCUUUGUGCAACCAAGAUGGCACUUGAGAAAGCCCUUGCUCGUCAAGAGGAGCUCUUAGCCUACAUUGAGAAGAAGAAGAAAAAGAAGAACUUCUUUGGUUUCUAAGUGCGGAAGCCACAACAAGAAAUGCUGCUUGAAUGGCACGCCAUGCUUAUUAAGUUCACCAUGUUAACUUCAAUGUAAGCUUAUUGUAAAUGAUCUGAUAGAGGCUUUGCUCUAGUCCACUUCGGCGAGAUUCACAUUCACCAGCAACUUCUUUGUGAGCUCUAAUAGUAAUAUACUCUGUAUAUUACACAUUCAGUGGCUUGCAUUUUUGGUUCUUAGUUUUCUGUAUAUAAGGAUAAUAGCGGUUUGCAUUAGUUCUAAUUGUUGCCUUGCAAAGAUAGAGCUACUUUUGUUGUUUAAGAUAGUCUCCAUCUUGCUUCUCGUGUGUCAAAGAUAUUUUGUUUCUUUUAAUCCAUCUUCUACCUCCUUUUCUUUGAUUA
Messenger RNA from Nicotiana tabacum (common tobacco), 2394 nucleotides. Its product is annotated as phosphatidylinositol/phosphatidylcholine transfer protein SFH12-like. Lineage: Eukaryota; Viridiplantae; Streptophyta; Magnoliopsida; Solanales; Solanaceae. The record is from RefSeq and is a predicted model, not a curated record.